AUGUGGGACUUCUUUAAAGAAUAUAUCAACGACGAAUCAAAUAUGGUUAACAUAUUUACAAAAAAAUUAACCUUAGGAGAAUUUAUUCGAUCAUUAAUAAGUAACCAAAAGUUGUUUGGAUCUCAAUGCAUUUUACCAAUGCUCCCUGCCAAGACACUCUCGCGCAUGGAAGAUUUUUGCCAGGAAUCUCAGCAACGAAAUCAAAACAAACGAAAGCAACAUGAAAAUCCAUUUUACCAUCGCCAAAGUGACAACAGAAAGAAACAAAAACAAGAGGUAGUUCCAAAUCAGCAACAGUCAUCAACUACAAGUGUCUAUCAUCUCAACAAACACUUGAAAAAGUGGAUUACGAACCUGCAGAAAGUAGAUUCUCCAAGCCGAACUUCACAAAGGCCACAAUUCCUUCCAAUUACACAAAAAAGUAUGCCAUGA
Naegleria lovaniensis is the source of this 432-nucleotide messenger RNA. RefSeq lists its product as uncharacterized. The transcript is spliced from 2 exons. The coding region runs from base 1 to 432 and encodes 143 amino acids. NCBI's taxonomy places the organism in Eukaryota, Heterolobosea, Eutetramitea, Acrasida, Naegleriidae. The record is from RefSeq and is a predicted model, not a curated record.